Molecule: messenger RNA, 2965 nt
Organism: Protopterus annectens (West African lungfish)
Lineage: Eukaryota; Metazoa; Chordata; Ceratodontiformes; Protopteridae
Gene: HAPLN1
Product: hyaluronan and proteoglycan link protein 1
Exons: 5
Coding region: 504-1562 (352 amino acids)
Biological process (GO): cell adhesion
Molecular function (GO): hyaluronic acid binding
Source: RefSeq, a predicted model, not a curated record
CUGACCAGGGGAAACAUCAUCCGUGUUCCAAAACCAGUGAGGGGCAACUGGACAAGUGUGUUUAAGUCCAUAUCUGUGAAAUGCACUGGAUUGUUUACUUUUGCAACCAUCUGUUUCUAAAGGACCUUCAUCAGCAGUUUCUUUGGACUCUGUAUGUGCGUUAACUAAACUUAUUCCACCAUUGUGUAAAAAAGUGCAUCUAAAAUGUUUUUAAACUACGCUUGAAGAAAGACAACUUUAGUUAAACAUUUGGGAAUUGUUGAAUAUUUGAGUGGACAGAGGGGUUUGUGGCGCUUCUCCCCUCAAGCUGCAAGUUAUUUCUAGGGAGGGUUAGGCAGUAAUUAAAAGAAUUCUAGGAGGCGUGCCGUGGUAGUGCCUCUUCUUUUGGUGAGAAAGUGGUUCCCUCCUCCCUGGACCUGCACCCGUGACAUCCAGAACCACAGAGAGACUGUUUGGACAUACACACAACUUCACAAGUGAAGGGAAUCCUCUGCACUCUAAAGAUGAGCCGUCUGCCUCUGCUAUUGGUGCUAAUUUCUACAUGCUGGGCUGAACAUCAUUCCAACAAUUCGAUAUUAGAACAUGACCGGACUAUCUUCAUCAAAGAGAAUGGACAUCGUUUGCAUGUGGAGGCAGCACAGACAAAAGUAAUCUCUUACCGAGGAGGCAAUGCCACAUUGCCUUGUAGAUAUAUACGUGACCCUUUUUCCACUGGACCCCAGAAAAUUCGUAUCAAAUGGACCAAGCUGACAUCAGAUUAUCUGAAAGAGAUAGAUGUUUUUGUUGCCAUGGGACACCAUAGGAGAAGUUAUGGGAACUACCAUGGUCGUGUAUUCCUGCAGGAGGGAGGCGAGAAUGAUGCUUCAGUUGUAAUAACAGAUAUUACUCUAGAUGACUACGGAAAGUACAAAUGUGAGGUGAUCGAAGGAUUGGAAGAUGGCGUUGUAAUUGUUUCUCUUGAUCUGCAAGGUGUUGUAUUUCCAUAUUUUCCUCGAAUGGGUCGCUACAAUAUGAACUUCAAUGAAGCCCAGAUGUCCUGCCAGGACCAAGAUGCCCAGAUUGCUUCCUUUGAUCAGCUCUAUGAUGCUUGGAGAGCAGGUCUGGACUGGUGUAAUGCAGGCUGGCUCAGUGAUGGCUCAGUACAGUAUCCCAUAACUGCUCCCAGGGAACCUUGUGGAGGAAAAAAUACUGUUGCUGGUGUCAGAAAUUAUGGAUAUCGUGACAAAGAUAAAAGCAGAUAUGACGUUUUCUGUUUUACAUCUAACUUUAAAGGUCGAUUUUAUUAUCUAAUAUACCCAAAUAAGCUGACUUACGAUGAAGCUCUCCAGGCCUGCCACAGUGAUGGAGCCCAGAUUGCAAAAGUUGGCCAGAUGUAUGCUGCCUGGAAACUGCUUGGCUAUGAUCGAUGUGAUGCAGGAUGGUUGGCAGAUGGUAGUGUGCGCUACCCAAUUUCCAGGCCAAGGAGACGUUGCAGCCCAAAUGAAGCAACAGUUCGAUUUGUUGGAUUCCCAGACAAAAAACAUAAGUUGUAUGGUGUCUAUUGUUUUAAACCAUAUAACUGAAUAUCUAUAGCACACAAGCAUAUCACAUUCAUUGAAAACAUGUGAAGGGUUUGUUUUCUGUAUCACAAACUCCUGCAUUUUUACCAAAACUGUGAUAUCCUUUUUUACUUACUGUAAAAGAAUCAUUUUCAUAUGCUCCAAGUCACUGUUUGUUUUUUGUAAUAGUAUUAUUCAAGUAAGUGUUAUAAAGUAAUAUAAAUGUAAAAUACACUCAUUAUAAGGAUGCAUUACAGCCAAAUGUGUUUAAGCUGCAUCAUUCCAAAACAGUAUAUUUUCCAUUUUCACAAAUAGCCGGAGCAUGCACAAGCUUACUGAUUGCUAUGAGUGAAUUUAAAGCACAUAAGGCUACUCAAAGCUACUUAAUUUUCCUCAGGCAUUUCUUCAUUGUAAAUGAAAAAGAAGUAAGAGUAUAUUCAUUACUGCAACUUUUUUUCCUUGCUGUUUUUCUUCUAGUAUUUUUUUCUUUUUUUAAUUUAUCAACACGUGAUAUAAUGCUUUGCAGGUAUGGCUUGUUUUUGAAAGUAUUGUAUGAAGAAUCUGGUUGUGAUUUUAUUAAUACUAUAUGUAGAAUGCAGUUGUUAUGAAUGCCUGAGUUAACUUCAUUUGAAUUUGCAUUCGAUGUCCCAGGGCAUGAGAUGUAAAAAGUAAAAGAUGGUGGAAUUUUUUCAUCAGUGAUUGCAAGUCAGCCCUUUUAGUAUGAAGAAAGACAAUAAUCUCAAUUGUAGGGACGUUUAUCACAACAUCAGCCUGUAAGAGAAGCAAGCGAGUUUGCUUUCCAUUGCUUACUGAUGAUAAUAAUUCAUUCUUCUUUUCAUUGUUUCAAAAAAGGUGCUUAAGACGAGUACUGUAACCGAUUAAGGCCACCCGACGCCUUUACUCACUUAUUCUGGCAACAAGGUGUGUCAGUAAUGAAUUGCACAAAAUCUGUUUAAGUAUCAUUGUUAAAACUAUAGAAACCUAUCAUCUCAGUAACUUCAAAAGGCUAAAUGCCUGAUAUCAAUUUACCUUUGAGUAGCUUUACAGGGAUUUUACUUUUUGUAAACUAAGAACCAUUUGCUAUGCAGCAUUUUUCAACUCAGGGCAGUUAUGUAAAUGAACUGCUGGACAGAAAAAUUCAGCUUGACUUUACUUUAAGCUUUUGAAAUGAUACUUUCUAAAUUAAAAAAAAUAUAUAUUAUUUUCUUUGUUUUCCAUGCAUUGUGCAUGCUUCAGAAUGACUAAGCUAGAAAUAUAAGUGCACAAAAACUGCUACUAUAAAACUUGGUAAUAUAAACUACAGCUACAGAAGAGAAACAUGUUUUUCUAUAUGUGUACAUAUGAAAGUAUAAUUUUUAUCUUAUGUAAAAUUAUUCUUUCCCCAACAAACAAUAAAACAACAAAAAAAAUGAGAAUAAUGUUUACUA